GGAACCUGACCCAUACAAGACUGAGUCCUUCAACCCCAAACAAACACACAAGCAAGUCUCAGUGAAAAAUGUUUCACAUUUUCCUUCUUGCUCUCUUCUUCUUUUCUACCUCUUCCCUUUCUCAUGGUGCAGUCCAAGACUUCUGUGUAGCAGAUUUCAUGGCCCCAGAAGGCCCUGCAGGCUAUUCCUGCAAGAUGCCUGCGAAAGUCACCGUCGAUGACUUCGUGUUUACCGGCCUCGGCGUGGCUGGUAACACCUCUAACAUCAUCAAAGCUGCAGUGACUCCAGCUUUUGCAACCCAAUUCCCAGGAGUAAAUGGGCUUGGGAUUUCCAUGGCACGUUUAGACAUUGCACCUGGUGGUGUUGUCCCAUUUCAUACUCAUCCAGGUGGAUCAGAGGUGCUAGUGGUGAUUCAGGGCUCCAUCCUUGCUGGAUUCAUCUCUUCUUCUGCUAAUACUGUUUACUUGAAGGUACUCAAAGUGGGUGAUAUCAUGGUUUUCCCAAAAGGGUUGCUUCAUUUCCAGGUGAAUGCAGGCGGGCUUACAGCCAUUGCUUUUGUUAGCUUCAGUAGCCCCAUCCCUGGUCUCCAAAUAUUGGAUUUUGCAUUGUUUGCCAAUGACUUGCCUUCUGAACUUGUGGAGAAAACAACAUUCCUUGAUGAUGCUCAGGUGAAGAAGCUCAAGGCUGUCCUUGGUGGUACUGGCUAAUUAAUCUCUCUCUCUCUCUCUCUCUCUCUGUGGAGAAUGCAGAUUCUUCUUCUUCUU
This is a messenger RNA of Telopea speciosissima, 764 nucleotides long. Its product is annotated as auxin-binding protein ABP19a-like. Gene Ontology annotation, cellular component: cell wall. The coding region runs from base 69 to 707 and encodes 212 amino acids. NCBI's taxonomy places the organism in Eukaryota, Viridiplantae, Streptophyta, Magnoliopsida, Proteales, Proteaceae. Gene Ontology annotation, molecular function: manganese ion binding. The record is from RefSeq and is a predicted model, not a curated record. The transcript has a single exon.